Limulus polyphemus (Atlantic horseshoe crab) is the source of this 1355-nucleotide messenger RNA. RefSeq lists its product as uncharacterized. Bases 213 to 1295 code for a protein of 360 amino acids. Gene Ontology annotation, molecular function: oxidoreductase activity, acting on the CH-OH group of donors, NAD or NADP as acceptor. The transcript has a single exon. Lineage: Eukaryota; Metazoa; Arthropoda; Merostomata; Xiphosura; Limulidae. The record is from RefSeq and is a predicted model, not a curated record.
UAGCGGUUUUCACGAACUUUUAAAUUUUGUUAAGAAUACACUAUAAAGACGUCGUUUCUUGGUCAUUUACUGUUGACCACUAGUGUCAUACUGAAGGUUAUAGAAAAUAGUUUAGAUAACAUUUUUUACACAGCUGUUUAAAGACAACAUUGAGCGUAGUUUUCAGAGUUGAAAUAUCGAAUCCAGUAAGGGACAUACUUCCUUAUGCUAUAAUGUCUGAAGAACAGCCAAGAGUUUUGGUGACUGGAGCAUCAGGCUAUAUUGCCUUGCAUAUCAUUCGUUUACUGUUGAAAGAAGGAUAUCGCGUUCGAGGCACAGUGAGGAGCAUAGGUAACGAAGCAAAGGUGAAACACGUGAAAGAAGUCUACCCUAAUUCAAGAUAUCCCAUUGAGCUAGUGGAAGCUGACUUAUCUAUGGAUGAUGGCUGGAUAAGAGCUGUUCAGGAUUGUGAAUUUGUAAUGCACGUGGCUUCACCUUUUCCAAACAUACCCCCAAAAGAGAAUAGUGAUUUAAUGGUACCAGCUGUGGAAGGAACUAAAAGAGUUCUGAAAGCUUGUGCCAAAGCAGGUACAGUAAAGCGAGUUAUUCUUACCAGCUCUAUAAGUGCAGUGCACGGUGAGAGUUCAGUGGAAAAUAGUCAAAUCUAUGACGAACAGGAUUGGAGUAAUUUAGAUUCAUCAGAUCUGGACACUUAUGCUAGGAGCAAAACAGUAGCAGAGAAGGUGGCUUGGGAGUUUGUUGAGGAACUACCAACAGAAAAUAAGUUUGAAUUAACAGUAAUAAACCCCGGACUGGUCAUUGGGCCGGUGCUCAGUAAUAAUAUAGGGACCAGCGUCAAGUUAAUCGUUCGUUUAAUGAAUAUGUCUUCCCCUUUAAUUCCCGGACUAAACUUUUACAUUUGUGAUGUUCGAGAUGUUGCCCUCGCACACAUCAGAGCCAUGACGAUACCGGAAGCCGCUGGACAACGGCACAUAGUGGGAAGUGGAAGUUUAUGGAUGAGAGAUAUAGCCUACAUUUUACAGAAAGAGUUCUCGCCUCAAGGGUAUUGGGUUUUUACUUUAUCGGCACCGUACUUGGUCUUCUGGUUGGUCAGUUUUAUAGAUCAAUCUGUUAACCUUAUCCUAUCACGAAUCGGAAACGUAUACAAGUUCAGCAAUGAAAGAAUGAAAAAUGUCUUGGGAAUUAAACCAAAAUGCAUGGAAGGAACUAUCUUGGAAACUGCCUAUAGUUUAAUUGAGCAUGGUGUUAUACCCAAAUAUGACAAGUUCCAAUCAAAGAAGUCUCAAAACGAGUAGGAAAUGGCAAGCAAUGAAUCAGUUACAGUUUUUUACUAGAUUAGAAUCAGUAAUAUCCGA